AUGUGUCGAGUUGCCUGUGUGGUCUACCUCAUGGGCAAGUUGCGCUCGAUCUUCCGGCCCUUUUUAUGGGCACUUUUCCUGGUCAUGGUGCUGACCCCGGCAGUGUCGUCGGUGGAAAGUGUGUUGCUGUGCUGUGGCCAUGCCCUGUGCCGUUGCAUCGGGGCGUGCUGCUCGGCAGUGGUCUUCACGUUGAGAUGCCUCCUAUGCAUGAGUCGCCGGUCACGUCAGACUGAGCGCCAGGGAGGCGGGGGGGUCCAAGAGACCGUGUGGAGCACGGACACGAUGGGCGGAGCGGUGCACGCCCGGCCGGCCACGACCCUCCCCGAGGACUGGCGAGGCUUAAUCGCCGAAGCGCGCCGGACGGGGGAGCCCAAAGUGUUGGCCCCUGCUUCCGGAUGCUGCUCCACGGGGUGGCCAUCGCCAUUGUGGUGGCUCUUGUGGUGUGUGCUGUGA
Molecule: messenger RNA, 453 nt
Organism: Durusdinium trenchii
Lineage: Eukaryota; Dinophyceae; Suessiales; Symbiodiniaceae
Source: the annotation of a GenBank genome assembly